GGGAUUUGUAGUCAAUAAACUACGAAAUGACGUCAGCGGAAGUGUUUGACCGUACGUGAGUUAGGUCACAUUGGUGCAGUUUUGUAAUGUUUUGAGAACCCUGCAAAGAUGGAGUCAACAAAUACCGAAAUCCCUCUGAGGCACGUGGAGAAAGAUGUCCUGAUCCCCAAACUGAUGAGGGAGAAAGCCAAGGAGCGCUGUGCUGACAGAGUGGAAGCCUUCAACAGCUGCUGCAAAGAGUCCGGCUUCUUAAUGGUGUUUAAGUGUCAGGAGCAAAACUCAGCGCUGAAGGACUGCCUGACACAGCACUAUCAGGAUCCAAAUUUUUUUGAAGAAUGCAAGCGACUGUACAUUCAAGAGAAACAGGAAUUUGAGAGGACUGGAAUCCCUGCCAAGAACAGAACCCAGAAACUUCCAACCAGCAUGUAAUAUGUACAACAACCAGAUGUCUAUCAUUGUGGUUCCAGACCUAAACUCUGUAUAAUAAAGAGACAGUCUGGCCAAGUUGAUUCUUUAUACACUUACAAGACUGUUAUGUGAAAGUCUUUGAGCUAUUUAGCAAUUAUUUGGUUUUCAAGAGCAGCUAAUGUUCAAGUGAUGCUACUUCCUGACCCGUCCACGUCUGAAAGGGAAGAAGGGGUUCCAUGGAGAAGUCAUCGUCACUCCUGAUGGAUUUCAGACUACAGCGCUUGGCUGGAUGCUUAACUAAUUGGAGGCAUUUGGUUUGAUUUAACUGCAUGAGCAGUAUCAAGAUCUUUGCUUUAUUGUUUUGGCCUCGUAGCUUUUAAAAAUGACCAGAAUAUUUGAAUAUAAUCAAGUGAAAAGCUUGAAACAACUCCUUUUAAUCUAUAUAAAACAAUAAAAUGUUUUCCAUAAAAAUAAUUGGUAAAAUAAUAUAUUAUGGCUGCAGAAAGUUCUUCAGAAAGAAGUGUCAGCAGGUUUGAUGGGAUUAAAAACUUAAAGAAACAAUGAUCAUAAAUCAGUCUGACCUGAGCAGAGUUUGAGUUUUCAUUACUCUGGUAAAAAAAAAAAAAAAAUUUGCUUUAGAAAAAGGUACUUGAAUGUACUAUUCUUGGUAAACUCCACAUGCUAAGGUGAGAUGAUCUCAUAUUUUAUUUAGUUUAUCAAUAUUACAAAUCCCUUUGUAAUAUUCCAAAUCUGUUAUUUAAAUAGGUGUUUCAUUCUCUGGAACUUGGAAUGUGGGUUCAGCUGAUUAUCUGACAUUACUUUAAAAUCAAGUAUAAGAAUUGUUUUGAUUGUUGUGAUA
Cyprinodon variegatus (sheepshead minnow) is the source of this 1267-nucleotide messenger RNA. RefSeq names its product C-x(9)-C motif containing 1 (gene cmc1). The transcript has 4 exons. Lineage: Eukaryota; Metazoa; Chordata; Actinopteri; Cyprinodontiformes; Cyprinodontidae. The record is from RefSeq and is a predicted model, not a curated record. Gene Ontology annotation, cellular component: mitochondrion. The coding region runs from base 109 to 429 and encodes 106 amino acids.